CCCUUGGACCAUCGCAAACGAAAAGCCUUCACUCUCUUCUCGUGUCAAAGCUCCCCCCUUUCAAUAAAAUAAAAUAAAAAAAUAUCCCAAAAUCUCGAAGCGAAACCCUCGGUCGAAUCCUGCAAUCGCCUUCAUCUUCAAUGGCGAAGCUGUACGUGGAGACUCGGCCGCCGGCGGAUUUGAACAAGAACACGGAGUGGUUCAUGUACCCGGGGGUUUGGACCACGUACAUCCUCAUCCUAUUCUUCUCAUGGCUGCUCGUCCUCUCCGUCGCCCGUUGCUCUCCCGGCAUGGCCUGGACCGCCGUCAACCUCGGCCACUUCGCUGUAACUUAUCACUUCUUCCACUGGAAGAAGGGAACUCCAUUUGCUGAAGACCAAGGCAUCUACAAUACAUUGACUUGGUGGGAGCAGAUGGACAAUGGCAAGCAACUCACACGUAAUAGAAAGUUUUUAAUGGUUGUUCCUGUUGUCCUGUAUUUGAUAGCGUCCCACACAACUGAUUACCAAAAUCCAAUGCUUCUUCUGAACACAGUUGCAGUGAUUGUCCUGGUGGUUGCCAAGCUCCCUAAUAUGCACAAAGUCCGCAUUUUUGGAAUCAAUGAGCACUGAUAAUGGUACACGAACAAAUGAUUCCUCAGUUGAUAGCAUGCUAGUUUAUAUCUUUAUCUUUAUACGAUCCCGAGCAAACUAGGGCUGCCGUGCAUGUGUUAUAUUGAUAAUCUCUGUACAGAUAUAAACUUGAAGGAUUCAGAGGUGAUGUUGCUGUGUUUGUUGAAUAAUAUGUUAAUCAUCGUGAUACAUCUGUGUUAUAAUAGACUAAUAGCAUUGUAUGUGGUAGCUUGUUUUGUAUAUUUGCCUUCUUAGUGUUGAAUUGGAGGACUUUGUUUUCUUGUUUAUGACAUAAUACUGUGCAAAAAACUAUUGUUGAUUACUCUUUUUGUUCAUUCA
Asparagus officinalis (garden asparagus) is the source of this 950-nucleotide messenger RNA. Its product is annotated as ORM1-like protein 2. Gene Ontology annotation, biological process: intracellular sphingolipid homeostasis; negative regulation of ceramide biosynthetic process; ceramide metabolic process. The coding region runs from base 141 to 611 and encodes 156 amino acids. Gene Ontology annotation, cellular component: endoplasmic reticulum membrane. NCBI's taxonomy places the organism in Eukaryota, Viridiplantae, Streptophyta, Magnoliopsida, Asparagales, Asparagaceae. The record is from RefSeq and is a predicted model, not a curated record. The transcript is spliced from 3 exons.